AUGAGGUACGACGGAACUCAAGACCCUCUAGAACACCUCACGGCCUUUGAGGCCAGGAUGAAUCUGGAGGGAGUGGGGGACGAAGUAAGAUGCCGCGCCUUCCCGGUGACCCUAGCAGGGCCAGCGAUCAGAUGGUUUAACGGCCUCCCACAAGGUUCCAUAUACAGCUUCUCAGACAUCAGCCGUGCAUUCCUGGCCCAGUUUACAACGCGGAUCGCGAAGGCCAAGCACCCUAUCAACCUUCUAGGGGUAACCCAGAGACAAGGGGAACCGACGAGGAGGUACUUGGAUCGGUUCAACGACGAAUGCUUGGAAAUCGACGGCUUAACCGACUCGGUGGCCAGUCUUUGCCUAACGAACGGCCUCCUCAACGAGAACUUCCGAAAACAUCUCACCACGAAACCGGUUUGGACGAUGCAUGAGAUCCAGACGGUAGCCAAGGAGUAUAUAAACGACGAGGAAGUCAGCCGAGUCGUGCGAGGAGGUACUUGGAUCGGUUCACGACGAAUGCUUGGAAAUCGACGGCUUAACCGACUCGGUGGCCAGUCUUUGCCUAACGAACGGCCUCCUCAACGAGAACUUCCGAAAACAUCUCACCACGAAACCGGUUUGGACGAUGCUGAGAUCCAGACGGUAGCCAAGGAGUAUAUAAACGACGAGGAAGUCAGCCGAUCGUGGCUGCCAAUAAGCGGCAGUCCGGUUACAGCCAAGCCGGCAACCAGGCGACGGAGAGAGAGCAAAGGAAAAGAAGAGGAGGAGGCAUCAAACAGGGCACCUCGACCGUUCCCCCGGGACUGUUUUGACCUGAAGGAUGCACUAGAACAAGCGAUAAGGGAAGGAAAGCUAGCCGCGUUCUCCCACCUCAUCAGGGAGCCGAGAAGACGCUAUCGCGAUCAAGACGAGGAAGGCAAAGCCCGUUCGGCCAAACGGCGACAAGAACCCGAAGACAGAGACCACGGCCUCACUGUGAUAAACGUGGUAACGGCCAAAAACGCCGCGCCAAGAUCCCGGUCGGCACAGAGGAAAGACGUUAAGGUUUUGACGGUCUCAUCCCCGCCGGCGCAAAGCUCUAAGAAGCCUCCCUCCAUUUCUUUCGGCCCGGGAGACCAAUGGUUCAACGACGCCCCGGAAAACCCCCCCAUGGUCAUUACGGCCAGAGUGGGAACCGGCCUCGUCAAACGGAUCCUCGUCGACACAGGAGCUGAUUCAAAUAUCAUGUUCCGCAAUGUUUUCGACGCACUAGGGCUAAAGAUGCCGACCUGGACUCACCAGCACGGGUUAUCGGGUUGGGCGACCACUUCAUCAAACCGGACGGAGUAA
Molecule: messenger RNA, 1320 nt
Organism: Arachis stenosperma
Lineage: Eukaryota; Viridiplantae; Streptophyta; Magnoliopsida; Fabales; Fabaceae
Exons: 2
Coding region: 1-1320 (439 amino acids)
Source: RefSeq, a predicted model, not a curated record